UAUCAUUUAAAAAUAGAAGCUGAACCCCGACUGUUUUGUAAAUACUCUGCACCUCGUACACGGUUUUGUUUCACCAUACUAUAACCUGCGAAUCCUUUGCAUCAGCAACCUCUGCAUAUUUUCCAGGUUUAUUUGAGGUGGGAUUAGAAUGGAAUUAUCAGAUAAGGUUAUAAUUUUCUACAAAGACGGUCAUGCAGCAGGCACAAGACUUUCAAAUGUUCUUCGUCACAGCCCUUCAUCAUGGAAAAAAAUAGAAAUGCCCCUGGAAAUACCUUUGGAAAUCUAUGGUAUCACAGAUAUUGUUAUAUCCGGUCAAAUAAUAAAUUUUGUUGAUUCACAGGAUUAUCCACAGGUGUCCUUGAUAAUUCUCCAAAACUACGAAUCUCCUACCAGUGCUUGUGUAGCCUAUGAAGUUCUCAAUUUCAUCAGAUCAAAAACUUCCAAGCUUUCAUCGUCUCUCACAGUCAUAUUUCCUUGUCUUACAGUUGUUCGAAACUCCUCUCAAAACCUAAGAAGUUUAUGCAUAGAAGAUUUGGAACAAUCUCUAUAUGCAGCUGAAAUCAAUGAAGCAUCUGAUUUCUCAAAGGCUAUAGUGAAGGGUCUUAAAAUAUUGCCACCAACAGCACAAAUAUGUGAUGAGUUUUUGGCUUGCAUGCUGCAUUUUGCUCGUGUUUUAUUGCUGCCAGCACUUUUGCUGCUAGCUCCAACAACCAGAAUCAGCCGUUCAGAUAGCAAGGGAGCUCACUUUCAACAGGCACAUGAAACACAGAUGCUUUGCAAGCUUGGGGAUCUUUUGGCAAAUCAUAUGGGUCUUACAUUCUCAAAGGAUUUGUUGGAGAAUAUUGCUAUUGAGAUCGAGAUGGACGCAGAAGAUGACUGGCGUAGAUUGUAUGGUUGAUAGAUAAUCUUUGUUCCUAUGCUCAAUUUUAUCCAGUAUGAUCAAUGUUUUAAGCUCAGGCUAAAUGAUGUUUAGAUUCAGGUCUACAAUUAAUCUCAAGUUACUUAUUUUCCUUGAAAUCUUUGAUUUGAACCAAAACAGAAUUAGUUUUUUUAAACAAUCUCUCUAUUGAUGGCAAAAGCUGUAUGUGAAAAUUGGGACGUGUUAUUUAUAUGGAUUGAAUUUUUCACGAGAAGACAUACACAAAAGACUUGUGAUUUAAUACUAAGUCCUCUGACCAUCAGUUUUAGGGGUUAGUCCUCAGAUUUGGGGUUCCAGUUGCAACUCUAAUUUAACAUUUUUGUUUCUCUGUUAAAUAAUUUUCAUCUUA
Cryptomeria japonica (Japanese cedar) is the source of this 1268-nucleotide messenger RNA. RefSeq lists its product as uncharacterized. The transcript is spliced from 4 exons. The record is from RefSeq and is a predicted model, not a curated record. NCBI's taxonomy places the organism in Eukaryota, Viridiplantae, Streptophyta, Pinopsida, Cupressales, Cupressaceae. The coding region runs from base 149 to 898 and encodes 249 amino acids.